Hydra vulgaris (swiftwater hydra) is the source of this 1028-nucleotide messenger RNA. The record is from RefSeq and is a predicted model, not a curated record. Lineage: Eukaryota; Metazoa; Cnidaria; Hydrozoa; Anthoathecata; Hydridae.
GUUGUAAAUUAUAUACAUUUAAACCUUUGAGAAGCGCAAAGAUUAUUGUGAACUGGCAGAGCUUGUAGUUAUGUUCCUUGAAGAAGAUCAGACAGUUAGGUAUAAAAUUCACAAAACCGGAGCUAUUUCACACGCCAGGUUCAUGGCAAAGACAUUGUACUAUAUGAAGUUCAAUUUGCUUCUCCCUAAGAUCAGACAGGUUCUUUUUCUGAGUGAUGAAAUUGUCAAAGAGAUCAACAGAAUGGCUGACUACAUUUCUUUUUUCUGGGCAUCGUGGUUUUUGACCUGCGAGUUUUCUGAUUCUGCAGCUUUUGAAGAUCAACGAAACUAUUGGCAGAUGUGCCAUUACACUGCGUAUGAGCCUGCCGGAGAAGUGGUAUUAAAAUCAUGGCGAAACCAUAUGUGGUAUUUGGCUCCUUCAACCGUGGUGCUGGCGCUAGCAUGUUUAAUAAAGAUCACUACAUCGAAAUGGUAAAGAUGGCAAAAGUUCUUUAUUCAACCCAACGGAGUGGCAUUAAAAAUGUAGGAGCGGUUAGAACCAAAUCUAAAAUCCUUUCGGAUAGCAGUUUAUUGUUUAAUAUAGAUCAACCACCAGGUCUUGAAUCAUAUAUUUCGCCAGAUUCCUGGUUAAUUUUUGAUAUCCUAGGUCAUACUUCUGAAAAAUGUCUAUGGAUGAAACUUCCUCAGAUUUUUUGGAAAGAAUUUCCAGGAUACAAUGAGUUUCAAAGCUUCGUAAAAUCUGUCGAAGUUGUUAACGACUCAUCAGAACGUGCAGUAAAUCUCAUUCAAGAUAAUGUAGAGCGUGCGAAGAGCGAGGAAAAACUUCAGAACCUUCUCCAAAUGAAAAACUCUUGGAAAAAGCCAUUUAAAAAGACGAAGAAUGGAUACAUAUAUAAUAAAUAUAAUAGCAGCUACGGCAGUACUUAGAGUUCUUACUUUAAUAUCGGAGGUCCGAGGAUUGAUGCCGGUUUAGUCAUAUAAACGACGUUUACUAGUAAAAAAAUUUCCUGCGGUGCUCUGCAAUGAGC